Molecule: messenger RNA, 2668 nt
Organism: Triticum urartu
Lineage: Eukaryota; Viridiplantae; Streptophyta; Magnoliopsida; Poales; Poaceae
Source: RefSeq, a predicted model, not a curated record
CACCGCGAGAGAUCAUAUUUCUUCCUGAGAAUUCACCGGCGAACUGAUGGGCUUCAUCAUGUCACUGGUCACUGCCACUUUCAUAGCCCUUGCCUUGUGCUUCGCCCCUGCACCGGGCGCAGCGGCGACACUCUCGGCGCGGCGUCCGCUGCGGGGCAACGACACGCUGGUCUCGGCACAGGGCAAGUUCGAGCUCGGCCUGUUCAGCCCCGCUGGCAGCUCCGACGGCAGGCUCUACCUCGGAAUCUGGUACAAGAACAUCCCCGUCCAGACCGUCGUGUGGGUCGCCAACCGCGUGACUCCCUUGUCUACCGUCGUCUCUGCCGAGCUCCGUGUGUCCCCUGAUGACGGCAACCUCGAGCUCGUUGGUCCCACCAACGCCUCCGCCUCGCCGGUGGUCGUGUGGUCUUCGAACCUGUCGUCGUCGUCGCGCUCUAACACAGCAGAAAUCCGCGACAACGGCAACCUGGUCCUUGUGGACGGCGGCAACUCCUCCAACGUGAUGUGGCAGAGCUUCGACCACCCCACGGACACGCACAUCUCGGGGGCAUGGCUCGGUGAGAACAAGCUCACCGGCGAGUACCAGGCGCUGACAUCGUGGCGGAACGCCCAAGACCCCGCGCCGGGGAUGUUCACCGACACGGUGGACCCCAGUGGCACCAACGAUUUCCUCUUCAUGUGGAACCGGUCCCGUAUGUACUGGCACACCGGCGUCUGGACCGGCCGCAUCUUUGCGGCCACACCGGAGGCGACGAGAAACGACCUCUUCAACCAGACGUAUGUCGAUACGCCGGCAUAUCGGCGCGUCACCAACGUACUCUACGACAACGCGACCAUCACACGCACGGUGCUCGAUCUCACCGGCCAAGCAAAGCUGUACAUCUGGGUGUCCGCGAGCCAGAGUUGGCAACUCUUCUGGACGGCACCCACCGUGCAGUGCGACGUGUACGCGCUUUGUGGCACGUUCGGCAUCUGCGACCCGAGGAGCCAGCCGCCAUGCCGGUGCCCCUCCGGGUUUGCUCCGGUGGCUGGGGGGAACUGGUCUCUCAGCGACUGGAGUGGUGGCUGCCACCGGAGCAUACCGCUCACGUGUGCGCGCAACGGUUCGACGACAGACGGGUUCCUAGCGCUGCCGGAAGUGAAGCUCCCCGAAGACUCGCUCGCAGUGGCUGCCGCCCAGAGCAAAGCAGAGUGCAAGUCCACUUGCCAAAAGAACUGCUCUUGCCAGGCCUACGCCUUCUCGGCCAGGGGGUGUGCCCUCUGGCACGGGGAGCUCCGCAAUCUUCAGCAACUCUACAUGGACUCCGGCGUCUCUGGGUCAGACCUCUAUCUCCGGCUUUCAGAAACAGGAUUGCAAGAUCUGCAUGGCGCAGAGAGGAAGAAAUGGAGGAGAACAUUAUGUCUUGUUCUUGCCAUCCCAUUGGCCAGUGUUGCAGCAUUGGGCGCGACGGCCAUACUAGCCUGGAGGAUUCUUCUUGCUCGUACGAGGAGACUCGCUAGUACGACAAACGGGAAUGGUUGCUCAUUGGCCGUGUAUAGUUACGGUGACCUUCGUGCUGCCACGAAGAACUUCUCAGAGCGACUGGGUGGCGGCGGCUUCGGCUCGGUGUACCGCGGUGUCCUGGAGCAGCAAAAGGGAGACAACAGGACCCAUGUCCUGGUGGCGGUCAAGAAGCUGGAAAGCCUUGGACAAGGCGACAAGCAGUUUCGGACGGAGGUGAGCACGCUGGGCUGCAUCCAGCACGUGAACCUCGUCCGGCUCCUCGGCUUUUGCUCGUCCGGGGAGGAGAAGAUGCUCGUCUACGAGUACAUGCCAAGAGGCUCCCUCAACGGCCUCCUCUUUCGCGAUGGUGCGUGCCUGAGCUGGCAUGAUCGGUACUACAUCAUGGUCGGCGUGGCGAGAGGGCUGGCCUACCUGCACCUUGGCUGCCAUGAGUGCAUCAUACACUGUGACAUCAAGCCCGAGAACAUCCUGCUGGAUGAGGAUAUGUCCCCGAGAAUCGCCGAUUUUGGGAUGGCAAAGCUGGUUAGGAGGGACUUCAGUCGCGCGUUGACCACGAUGCGGGGCACCAUCGGGUACCUGGCGCCAGAAUGGAUCUCCGGGCAGCCUAUCAGUGCCAAGGCGGAUGUCUACAGUUUCGGGAUGGUGCUCUUCGAGCUCAUAUCUGGACGACGAAACUCUGAGGGGUACAGUGAGGUGGAGGCGGCAGAGAGCGGGAAUAGUGAUUUGUGGACCUUCUUCCCGGUGUGGGCAGCCGGAAAGAUUGUUGAAGGGGAGGUGGACGUCGUGGCUGACCCGCGGCUGCAUGGCCAGGUGAGUCCUGAGGAGCUAGAGCGGGCGUGCAGGGUGGCGUGCUGGUGCAUCCAGGACGAGGAGGCGUCGCGGCCGACCAUGGCGCAGGUCGUGCAGGUGUUGGAGGGCAUGGUCCAUGUCCACGCGCCACCGGUGCCGCGAGUGCUACAGCACAUCGUCACAUGAGGUCACAUAAUUUACACGCCGCGGCCGCCCAAAUCUUUUGAUGAGUGAGUGAAUCGAUUUUAGAAGAGGACAAUUGUACGAGCGUACACGUCAUAUGUGCCGACUGAAAUUACUGGUUUCGUCGCCACAAAGACUUGUAGACACUUUGGGAACGUCGAUGGUGAUGCAGAGAAUUAUCGUGCCAUUCAA